Molecule: messenger RNA, 2444 nt
Organism: Ricinus communis (castor bean)
Lineage: Eukaryota; Viridiplantae; Streptophyta; Magnoliopsida; Malpighiales; Euphorbiaceae
Product: beta-glucosidase 11
Exons: 13
Coding region: 698-2215 (505 amino acids)
Biological process (GO): carbohydrate metabolic process
Molecular function (GO): beta-glucosidase activity
Source: RefSeq, a predicted model, not a curated record
GAGAUCACAUGAAAACCACGACCUAUAAUCUAGAUCAAUUAUCACGGCCAAACACCACGUUCUUCGUUUCCUCCAAAAAAGUAGAAAGCCAUUAUGGUACCGCUUUGGGCAUUAUCAUUCUAAUUUUUUCCAAGGUCUUGAAACUUAAAAUAAUCUCUAUAAAUAAACACGCCUCCAGGAAAAGAAAAAGAAAAAAAGAGUGAUGCAUUUUAACACUUAACUUCAUUUAUCUUAUUAACUUAAGCAUCAAAAUUGGUUCUCCGGUCAUAUCUCCUGAACUCACUCACUUGUUAUUUUACAUAUUAAAAUCGCUCAGUUUUCAUGUGAGAACGGAUUUAAAUUUGCUCACAUUACUCGGUGUCAUGAGCGUCAAACCAGUUUAGAAAUUGAGCUUUGAUUUUCUAAUUACAUUUUGGAUAGCAAAAAGACUAACCAAAAUCCGAACUCUAAUUUACAAACAAAGGGUCGCUAUCGGAUUCACCUGUCUUAAGUCUUUAAGUAACAAUGGUUUGUCUUUAGAUAUUUACUCUGAACAAUUUUCUUCGUCCUGUCCUGUCAUAAAUAAAGAACCACGCGCCAAGUGUUCGUGUCUGAUCCUUGUAAUUAGAUGAUAAGGCUGUCUUCAGUACUUCAGAGCAGGAGGGUGCCAAAAUCGAACUGCGCUGUUUAUGAUUCUGUCCCAUUUUAUAGUUGAUAAAUGAUGUCGAGGCUUAUUGUUUUCCUAAAUAUAGGACUAGUAAUGGUAACUGUCCUUUGCACCGAUAAAUAUAGUAGACAAGAUUUUCCUCCUGCUUUUGUUUUUGGCUCUGGCACCUCUGCUUAUCAGGUGGAAGGAGCAGCUAACGAGGAUGGCAGAACUCCUAGCGUUUGGGAUACUUUUACUCACAAUGGAUUUGUAAAUGGUGACACUGGAGAUGUAGCAGCCAACCAGUAUCACAAAUACAAGGAAGAUGUUCAUCUCAUGGUUGAAACUGGAUUGGAUGCAUAUAGAUUUUCAAUCUCAUGGUCUAGACUUAUUCCAAAUGGAAGAGGACCUGUCAAUCCUAAGGGGUUACAAUAUUAUAACAAUCUCAUCAAUUUGCUUAUUAGCCAUGGCAUCCAACCACAUGUCACACUAUGCCAUUAUGAUCAUCCUCAAGCUCUUGAAGACGAGUAUGGGGGAUGGGCUAGCCCAAAGAUUGUCAGAGACUUCACAGAUUAUGCAGAUGCUUGUUUCAGAGCGUUUAGUGAUAGGGUUUCAUACUGGACUACUUUAAAUGAGCCCAAUGCCCUUAUACUUGGAGGUUAUGAUGUGGGUAUCUUUCCACCCAGGCGUUGCUCUCCUCCGUUUGGAAUCAACUGCACUAAAGGCAACUCCUCAACAGAGCCAUACUUGGUUGCUCAUCAUAUCUUGUUGGCACAUUCUUCAGCUGUUAGAUUGUACAGGAGAAAGUAUCAGGGCAUGCAAUUUGGAUUUAUUGGGAUAAAUUUGCUUUUGUUUCACUUUGUUCCCCUAACAAACUCAACAGAGGAUGUGCUUGCAAGUCAAAGAGCCAAUGAGUUUUAUGUUGGCUUGUUUAUGAAUCCUCUUGUGUCUGGAGACUAUCCUGACAUAAUAAAGAAAAACGCAGGCUUAAGACUACCAGCCUUCACCAAUUUCGAGGCCAAACAGGUUAAGGGUUCCUUUGACUUUCUAGGAGUGAAUUAUUACUUGAGAAUGUACGUCAAAGACAACUCUGACACUUUGAAACCAGAAAAAAGAGAUUUUGUGGCAGAUAUGGAAAUAAAGUUGGUGUAUGAGAGCAAUGCAUCAACAAAUGAGUAUCCCAUAAUGCCUAGAGAUCUGCAAUUCGUGCUGGAGUAUUUGAAGCAAGUUUAUGGCAAUCCUCCUAUCUACAUUCAUGAAAAUGGUCAAAUAACCCCACGAAGUUCAGCAUUGCAAGACAUUUCCAGGAUGAAAUAUAUCCAUUCAUACAUUGGGAGCCUGCUGGAUGCUGUCAGGAAUGGAUCAAAUGCAAAAGGAUAUUUUACAUGGUCCUUCUUGGAUGUGUUUGAGCUAUUGGGUGGUUACAAUUCAAGCUUCGGCUUGUAUUACGUAGAUCUAAAUGAUUCUGAAUUGAAGAGGUACCCUAAGCUCUCUGCUCACUGGUACUCUUACUUUUUGAAGGGAGGGAAUGUCAGUUCGGAGCAAGUCAUACAACUCGGCAAAGAGUCUCCACUUCUUUCGGUAGAUUAAUAUUAUUGCAUUCGUCCAAAUCUUUUUGUCAUCCUGUGUUUCUUGCGAUGGAGCUAAAUUGUAUCCUUGUCAUUAAUAAUAAUAAUUGAAAUCAGCAAAAAAUCAACUCGAUUGUCUAAUAUCUAUCAUCAAUUGUGAACUCGGACAGAGGGUCAAACUUUUCCUCUCUAACUGUAGAUGAUGCAGAUAUUGGAAAUAAUUGAUCGUGAAACAGUGAUGUCGUGCAAAA